Messenger RNA from Patella vulgata (common limpet), 1075 nucleotides. Its product is annotated as vacuolar protein sorting-associated protein 26C. NCBI's taxonomy places the organism in Eukaryota, Metazoa, Mollusca, Gastropoda, Patellidae. The transcript has 9 exons. Gene Ontology annotation, biological process: intracellular protein transport. Gene Ontology annotation, cellular component: endosome. The coding region runs from base 35 to 925 and encodes 296 amino acids. The record is from RefSeq and is a predicted model, not a curated record.
UGUAAGCAUCAUACGUGUCACAUGACUGUCCAAGAUGGCCACGAUUGACAUCCGAUUGAAAAAAGUCAAUAAAACUUAUCGUGAAGGGGAUGUAGUUGCCGGUAUUAUAAUCGUAGAGAGUAGAGGAGUAUUACAACAUCAGGGUUUAACAUUAUCUAUGGAUGGUAAUGUUAAUCUACAACUUAGUGCUAAAAGUGUUGGCAUGUUUGAAGCCUUUUACAACUCUUUAAAGCCUAUUCCACUUAUAAAUUAUUCCCUAGAAGUUGUGAAACCAGGAAAAUUACCCAAUGGUAAAACAGAAAUACCCUUUGAAGUUCCCUUAAAACCAAUCGUGGGAAAAACUUUAUAUGAAACUUAUCAUGGCGUUUUUGUCAAUGUGCAAUAUAAUGUUAAAGUUGAUAUGAAGAGAAGUUUAUUAAAUAAAGAUUUACAGAAACAGUGUGAAUUUAUAGUAGAAUAUAAGGCACAAGAAGAGAAAGCAAUUUCCAAACCAGUAAAUUUCACAAUAACUCCAGAAACAUUAUCCAAUAUUAAAGAGAAACAAAAUGUUCCGAAAUUUAAAGUGAAAGGAAAGUUAGAUUCUUCUAAUAUACAGAUUAACUCGCCAUUAACUGGGGAGUUAGUUGUGGAAAAUUGUAGUAGAGGUAUUAAAUCCAUUGAAAUACAGUUAGUUAGAGUUGAAACUUGUGGCUGUGCAGAAGGAUAUGCUAAAGAUGCUACAGAGAUACAGAAUAUACAAAUAGCAGAUGGUGAUAUAAGUAGAAAUUUAGCUAUACCUAUAUAUAUGAUAUUUCCUAGAUUAUUUACAUGUCCUACUUUAACAACAAAUAACUUUAAAGUUGAAUUUGAGAUUAAUAUUGUAAUGGUUUUCCAAGAUGAUCAUUUAGUUACAGAAAAUUUCCCAAUUAAAUUGACUCGUUUUUAAUGGAGGUUUGCUGGUCAAAUGAUGGAUUCAUUUCAUAACCUUUGCUCAUUGUAAAUAUAAAUAAUCUUAUAUUUAUCAUCACUGUUAUCAAAAUUUGAAUAUAAUUAUUAUAAAGCUUAUUGUUGUAUUAAAGGUUUUUUUUUAACUGUC